UCAAUGCAUGUUUAUUUGAACUGAAAACUGCAAGUCAUUUGAAUCCGAAAUUCAUCACAAAAUGACCGCAUGUACUGACACCAACACCAUAACAGAACUUUCAAAAAUAAAAACAGAAGCAGAUAAACUGGACUGCGCUGUUUGUGGAGACAAGUCGACCGGGAAACACUAUGGAGUCAGCACAUGCGAAGGUUGUAAAAGUUUUUUCAAGCGCACUGUCCGAAACAGUACAUCAUACACUUGCCGUGGAAAUAACAACUGUACAGUGGAUAGAGACAAUCGAAGUCGCUGUCCAUCUUGCCGAUUUCAAAAGUGCCUCAGCACUGGGAUGAAGAAAGAAGCAGUACAAACAACCAAGCUACCCGCUUUUUCUGGUUUCUCCUUCCCGUAUUUUGGAGAUCCCAAUGGGCUUUACGCACCGGGGCUUUUACCAUUUACAUUCCUUCAACCUGCGCUGUCCAAUCCGGGGAAUAUUCACAUGGGAAUGUUCCCACAACCACAGGGAACUUCUGAAGUCGUUUAUGAGUUAGCCGCCCAUGUGCUCUUCUCUGUGGUGGACUGGGCACGAAAGCUGCCAACAUUUAAUAACCUGGUAGAGAGCGAUCAAAUCACGCUGCUUAAAAUGGCGUGGAGCGACCUGUACGUACUAGAGAGUGCCCGCAGUCCAAUUCACCUGUAUAUGCAGCAGUUGUACGCCACAGCGAACAUGCAGGCCAGGCAAGUGUCCAUGGAGAAUAUCCUUAAGCGGAUGGAGCAUGCCCGCUUGUUUCAGGACCAGAUGGAGAAAGUCCGCUCGCUUGGAAUGGAUCUGACAGAACAUUUUCACAUAAAGUGCAUCGUCUUGUUCAGAACGGACGGUUCACCAAUUACACAGCCCCAGCAGAUUGAGAUCCUCCAAGAUACCUCCCAGAGUUCUCUGGAGCAGUACAUCAGAACCCAAUACUCCAGUCAACCCACUCGCUUUGGCAAGCUAUUGCUCAUGUUGUCAUCUCUGAGGAAAAUUGAGCCCACAGUUAUUGAACAGCUGUUUUUCGCCGAUGUUUUGCGCGGAGCAUCGAUGGGAGACGUUCUCAAGAAGAUGCUAACCAGCAACUCGACAGCACCGAUUGUUCAUGGUUCCUUGAUGGCAUGAGAGGCACCCUAUAACCAGUCAGUGGACCUAUUUAAAGAGAAAAUUGAAUAUUGAGCUAGCGAAAUAAUCAGUCGCCAUGAGAUCAGCCUUCUCCCAGUUUGAUCGCUAAGCUUUCUGUGAUUCGGGUUAUCGAGCAAUCAAAACGACCACUGAUGACAGGCCGUGAUUGCUAUCAAAGUGGGGUGGGGGCGGGGCCUCAAAAAUAGAAGUUCGAUGUUAACCCUCACGAAGUAGUGAUCCAAAAUGAUUGGUCGAACAAGAUGAUGCAACUCAAAAAAAUUGUUUACAUAGUCAAAAGAUGUCAAAGAGUCGUAUAAAAUCAUCAUAACUUAGUA
Pocillopora verrucosa is the source of this 1467-nucleotide messenger RNA. RefSeq names its product nuclear receptor subfamily 2 group F member 1-A-like. The record is from RefSeq and is a predicted model, not a curated record. Gene Ontology annotation, cellular component: RNA polymerase II transcription regulator complex. NCBI's taxonomy places the organism in Eukaryota, Metazoa, Cnidaria, Anthozoa, Scleractinia, Pocilloporidae. Gene Ontology annotation, molecular function: nuclear receptor activity; RNA polymerase II cis-regulatory region sequence-specific DNA binding; zinc ion binding. Gene Ontology annotation, biological process: hormone-mediated signaling pathway; regulation of transcription by RNA polymerase II; tissue development.